Molecule: messenger RNA, 2088 nt
Organism: Plectropomus leopardus (leopard coralgrouper)
Lineage: Eukaryota; Metazoa; Chordata; Actinopteri; Perciformes; Serranidae
Source: RefSeq, a predicted model, not a curated record
CACACACCUUGUUAACACAGUGCACAGGUGAGUCUGUCAGAGGAAACGUGGGUCCCUGGACAGAGGAGAAGUCUGGACUUAAAUGGAGUCCAACCUCCACAAAGUUCCUGGUGGCGUGGGCACCGCCAGUGUCCAGCAGCCAGCAGCCACCCCUCCUGGCGGUUUGCAGCCUCUUGCUGAGGUGGCAGAGGCUGCAGACCUGGACAAGUUAGACAAGAGUCAACCUGGACAACCUGCAGGAGAUGGAAAGGACCUGUACUCAUACGACAGCUCUUCGGACUCCUCCGACAGUGAGGAUGAGGGUAUUGGCAAGAAAGAAAAGAAGAAGAAGAAGAAGAAGGUGAAGAAGAUAAAGAAGAAGAAGAAGGAUUCCAGUUCAUCAUCAUCAUCAUCAUCAUCUUCAUCCUCCUCCUCCUCCUCCUCCUCUUCUUCUUCUUCUUCCUCCAGUAGCUCUUCAGACAGUGACAGUGAGGAUGACAAGAAGAAGAAAAAGAAAAAGGAGAAGAAGAAGAAGGAUGAGGCGAAAGACUACAUCCAUGACAGCGUUUCCAUUACCGGUCCUGAUGGUGAAAUGGAAGUGCAGACUGCAGAGGGUGUGAAGAUGAGCCAGGAAUUCGACUCAUCAGAUGAGGAGGGAGACAAGAAGAAAGAGAAAAAGAAGAAGGAGAAGAAGAAGAAAAAGAAGAAGGAUUCAUCCUCUUCCUCAUCUGACAGUUCAUCAUCUGAUAGUGAGGAUGAAAAGAAGAAGAAGAAGAAGAAAAAAAAGGACAAGAAGAAAAAAAAGAAGAAGAAGAAGGAAUCCAGCUCAUCUUCCUCUGAUAGCUCUUCAUCCUCCUCCUCUGACAGUGAGGAUGACAAGAAGAAAAAGAAAAAGAAAAAGGACAAAAAGAAGAAGAAAAAGAAAGAUAAGAAAAAGGAUGAAGAGCAGAGUGAGUGUGCUACUGCUGUUUCAGCUGAUGGUGAGCUUGCAGGGCCGUGUGGUGAUGGAAAGACAGAUGAAGCUGCUGACAAGACUAAGAAAGAGCUGAAGGCAAAAAAGGAGGGCAAAGUGUCCUCUGCAUUGGCAGCAGGGGGAGAAAAGGCAUCCCCUGAUAGUAUUGAGGAUGGCAACAUGAGUGAUGAUGAGGGAGAAGGGGGGGAGGAGAAGGAUAAGGAUAAGGAGAAGAAGUUGAAGAAGAAGAAGAAAAAGGAUUCUGGUUCAUCCUCAGACAGUGAUAAUGACAAAAAAGACAAGAAAAAGAAGAAGAAGAAGGAAAAGGACUCCUCCAGCUCCUCUUCUUCUUCAUCUGAUAGCUCUUCCUCAGACAGCGAAGGGGAUGAAAAGAAGAAGAAGAAGAAGAAGAAGAAGAAGAAGAAGAAGAAGAAGAAGAAGAAGAAGGACAGCUCUUCUGAUGAUAGCUCCUCCUCUUCCUCCUCUUCUUCUGACAGUGAUGAUGACAAGGAUAAGAAGAAGAAGAAAAAGAAGGAUAAGAAAAAGAAGAAGAAGAAGAAGAAGGACAGCUCUUCUGAUGAUAGCUCCUCAUCUUCCUCUUCCUCUGAUAGUGAUGAUGACAAGAAGAAGAAGAAGAAAAAGAAGGAGAAGAAGAAGAAAAAGAAGAAGAAGGACAGCUCUUCUGAUGAUAGCUCCUCAUCUUCCUCAUCCUCCUCUUCAUCUGAUAGUGAUGAUGGCAAGGUUAGAUGACAGAACACAGUGAACCUGUACCCAAGUUUUCAGAGUCGAGAGAGACAAACAGCAACACAAUUCAUCAUGAGAAUAUGUCUAUUUUUACUUUAGAAGAAAAAGAAGAAAAAGAAAGAUAAGAAAAAGAAGAAGAAGAAGGAUAAGAAGAAAAAGAAGGAUUCUUCUUCUGACUCCUCCAGCGAUUCUUCAAGUGAUGAUGGUAAGAAGAAAAAGAAGAAGAAAAAGGAUAAAAAGAAGAAGAAGAAGAAAGACAAGAAAAAGGACUCGGAUUCUUCUAGCAGUGAUGAUGAUAAGAAGAAAAAGAAGAAGAAAGAAAAGAAGAAGAAAAAGAAGAAGGACAAAAAGAAGGACUCAAGCUCCAGGUCUUCGAGUUCAUCUGAUAGUUCAAGUGGAAGUGACAAGGAAAA